Messenger RNA from Styela clava, 1383 nucleotides. RefSeq lists its product as uncharacterized. The record is from RefSeq and is a predicted model, not a curated record. Lineage: Eukaryota; Metazoa; Chordata; Ascidiacea; Stolidobranchia; Styelidae.
GAAAACUCUAGUACGCGAACCUAGAAUAAUAUACACAAACAAAACAAUAAAAAAGAACAAAAUCCAGUUCUAUCACACUAUAUAUGAAUAUACUAUAUCUGUUUACGAUGGAGAGUAAAUGUGCACAUAAUAUACGCAUAAAUAAAAACACUAAUAUCAUGUCAGUCAUGGUCCAUAAUUUUUAUUUUAAUUGAAUUAAGGCAGCAGUAGCCUAUUUAGCGAUGAAAACAACAAUUAUUGUCAUUUUUUCUUGGAUAACUACAUCCCUGUGUCAAGAUGAAACUCUGCUUCACUGUUCCCCAAAACCGGGUUGUCAGGUUGCUCAAUGCGACAUAGCAGCGGAAUGGAUGCAUGAUUUCAAUUUGGAAAAAUAUCUUUACAAUAAUGAAUAUCCUCUCACAUGUAAAUGGAAGAGUGGCGAAAAACCACACAGCGACGCAAAUUUGCUUGACAUAAUGUACGAAAACUCAAAAAAUAUUGAAAAAGUGGAAUCAGAACUGAAAAACUCAGAAAGAAAGUUUGUUAAAACUACAGAACACGAAAAAGAGCUGCAGGCAUUACGAGAGAAGAAUCAAGAGCAAGAUGCUCAAAUAAAAGUCUUACGUACAGCGUUGACAAGUAUGGAAGAAAAACUGAAGAAGAUUGAAAAUUCAAAUCAUCCGUUCAUCACUCCAAUUACUACAGCACCGCCGAUGAAAGAUUCAGCGUGCGAAAUAAAGACAACAAACUCGUGUUAUUCGAUUACGAUACAUGAGAGGCUCGAUAUUGAUAAUUAUGAAGCGGAAAACAUUUGUAAGAAGAGAAAUUCUGUCAUUGCUCAGAUUUACGAUGAAAAAUCUUACGAAACUAUUAUCAAUCAUUCGAGAAAAACAAUGCCAGCACGAGAGAAUUGGAUCCAACUUUGGAUUGGAAGUACGAUCAACCCACUAACUGGAGACAUAACACCUACAAAUGCAUACAUGAAAUGGUUUCCAGGGCGCCCAAGACGAGGGGAAUUAAAUAAUGAACAAACACACAUUUACAUUUAUAUGGGACGAGAAGCGACAAAUCCCCGGCAAGGAAUGGUCAAUAUACAACCAUCAUUCUACAGGAAUGGGGUUCUAUGUCAACUGCUGAACUACUAAAUAAAAAAAGUUUUUGAAUCGAUUGUUUCACAUUAAGGUGUAGUAGAACGUUCAGGUUCAGAUGAAAAACAUGUUAAAUACAUUUCAUUUUAUUAAUUUUUUACACAAAUAGAAUAAAAAUAUGAUGCAAAAUGUGUUCUUACGACAUUGAAUAAAACAGCAAAAUUUAAAAUGAAAUAAGUAGGUAUAAGUUUAUUUCGACUGCAUAAUUAGCAUGGUAGGUGAUAAAAUAAGCAAUAAAAAUAAAACAAAUAAAAAA